AUGUAGAAUGUACUUUGUAAUUUGUUUUUAAUUACGAAAAGUUUUGUGGAGUCGUUUCUAUUUUAUAUGUGAUUUGCGACAGUGACGGUUUUGUUUGGCGGUAUAGAAAAAGUGUGCAUAGUAGUACUGCUUAGUGAUAUCAACGUUUAUUGGAACUACGUUGGUGAUACAUAUUAAGUUUAUAAAAACAGACAGUGCAGCAGUCUCAGCCAUGUAAGUCUAAUUCAAGUUACCCUUGCAUAGAGAUUUCAGAUGUAUUCUUUAGUGCAAUUUGUCGAAGACAGCAUCUUGUAUGUAACUCCUUCGAAGGGUAUCACUUUGAUCGAGGGAGAUUUAGUAUGGGCCCCAUAUAAGAAAAUGGGUUACUAUGAAGCCAAGAUUAUUGCAGUAGAUAAUGAUAAAUCUACUUUAAUGGAAGCCAUGAAAAAAGAGAAGAAAAAACAGGCAACUGCAGUUACCAAAGUGUCAGAAACAAAUACCAAUGAAAUAUCACUUCCAACAAGCAAACAAACUCGGUAUAAAAAUAUGAGAGAGAAUAACACAUCUUCAGAUGCAUCACUUGGUGAACAAAAAAGAGUAGGUGAUGCCAGUGGUACAGAAGUUAAUGUGGGUACAUUAAAAAAUGCAACUGCAGUUACCAAAGUGUCAGAAACAAAUAUCAAUGAAAUAUCACUUCCAACAAGCAAACAAACUUGGUAUAAAAAUAUGAGAGAGAAUAACACAUCUUCAGAUGCAUCACUUGGUGAACAAAAAAGAGUAGGUGAUGCCAGUGGUACAGAAGUUAAUGUGGGUAUAUUAAAAAAUGAAGACAAUAAAACCAAUAAUGGCGCUAGAAUAAUAAUAAUAGAAGAUAUUAAAAUAAGAGAUAAUCAAGAUCAAGUUGACUACAGACAUGAAACUGGGAUAGGGUCUAAUUCAGAAUUUUUAAACAAUACCUGGAAGGAAGAUAGUGAACUUCUUGAUAUGGAUCCAAGGCAUAAGGAAAAAUUGUUUACAGAAGACUGUAUGGAAUCGGGAGGAAAUUCAGAUGAUUCUUGUGAAAUGCGAAAUGAUAGGCAAAUUCCAAAAGCUGAAAAUUUAUCCAGGCAAGGAGUUAAAAAGAACCAUAAACGUCACUGUUGUCUUUACUGCAAGAAGAAAAUUUUUCAAAUAGUGAGACAUUGGACUAAGGUCCACAAAGAAGAAGAUGAAGUACAAACAAUAUCAAAAUUACAUGCUGCAAAUCCUUUACGAAGAAAAAAAAUCGAUGAUUUGCGGAGAAAAGGAGACUAUGAAUUUAAUAAAUCAUGUAGUUUGAGUGACCUGAUUGUAAGUAGGAAAUCAAAAAAACAGGAAGCAAUUUUUGUUCCUUGCCCAUCAUGUCUGGGUUACUUCAGCAAAUCAAAUCUUCGCCACCACGUACAAAAAUGUUGUCCAGAAAAAGGAACAAGGCAACUACAAGGAAAUUCUAGAAAAUUAACUUAUCACAUUCAUGAAAAAGCCUCUGAUACACUUAGAAACAUUAUUACUCCUGAUAUGUUUCAUGACGAAGUUACAAACCUAGUUUUUUUUGAUGAGAUAUUAGUAAUAUAUGGCAACUAUUUAUGUAUAAAAUAUACGGAAGAACAUUUAAAAAACCAUAUAAGAGCACAGUUACGUCUUCUUGGAAGGUUUAUGUUGAGGGUAAAGGUACAUGACUCCAACAUUGCAAAUUGCAAGCAGCUAAUUAACUCCAAAAAUAUAGACACAGUCAGAAAGGCUGUUGAUGAUCUCGGUGCAAUUAAUCCUUCAACAAAUAUAUAUGAGCACCCGACUAAUGCCCGUACACUUCUUAUAGAAUUAAGAAAACUAAUACAAGUGGUAAAAUCAGAAAGUGACAAAACUGAUGAUGAAAUCCUUAUGAAGAGGGCAAAAGCAUUUUCUAGAAGAGUAAAACAGGAACUAGCACCAUACAUAAAUCGUAUCUGCAAAAAUAGUGAGAAUAAACUAAGGCGGGCAAAACGUCAAAAAGACAACAUUUUACCAGAAAAUGAAGAUAUUGGAAAAUAUCUAGAUUAUUUGCAGAAAAAUAUCUAUCUAGCUGAGAAACAAUUAAAGAAAAAAUUUUCUGUUUCAGUUUGGACAGAAUUAUCACAAUAUCUAAUGGUUUACUUAGCCGCUUUCAAUAGAAAACGGCCAGGUGAGACACAACGAAUAGAGGUCAGUGAUUUUCAAAAUCGGGAAUGUGUCAACCCUAAAGAUGUUGAUCAACUUGAUGAAUGUGGAAAAAUACAAGCCGACAAGUAUGAAAGGAUUGGUUUUCGCGGAAAACUGGGUAAUUCAACUGCGCUUCUGAUAGACAAAACAAAAAUUUUACCUGGACUGAAUUUGAUUAUAAAAUACAGGGAUAGAGCAGGUGUCAAUUCGGCCAAUAGGUUUCUUUUUGCGAAGCCUUCAAAAACAGACCAAAACUUNUAUACAGGGUCGGAAAGUCCCCAUGUAAGGAUUAGGAAAUUAAAACCAGAAAAUAUUAGUUCUACAAAAUUAAGAAAUCAAAUCUGA
Molecule: messenger RNA, 2520 nt
Organism: Anoplophora glabripennis (Asian longhorned beetle)
Lineage: Eukaryota; Metazoa; Arthropoda; Insecta; Coleoptera; Cerambycidae
Exons: 8
Coding region: 253-2520 (755 amino acids)
Source: RefSeq, a predicted model, not a curated record